Anopheles coustani is the source of this 1794-nucleotide messenger RNA. RefSeq names its product esterase B1-like. The coding region runs from base 1 to 1794 and encodes 597 amino acids. The record is from RefSeq and is a predicted model, not a curated record. The transcript has 4 exons. NCBI's taxonomy places the organism in Eukaryota, Metazoa, Arthropoda, Insecta, Diptera, Culicidae.
AUGGUUGGUGGUUUAGUCCAUCUUCGAUUACUUACGAUAUUUGUGAGUCUUCUGUACGCUCAGCUUGCAUUCGUGACUGCAGAUGACGUGCAAAAGAACUCAGAGGAGUGUACCGUUCGACUCGGACUUCAAUCCACAGCUCAAGGUGUACGAAAUAUCACAUUUAACGGAGUGCAAUUUUGUGAAUAUCUUGGUAUUCGGUACGCAAAGCCUCCCGUUGGGCUCCUUCGAUUUGCAGAUCCAGUGUUUGAGGAACCAGAAGGUGACAACAAUUACAUCGCUUAUGGGAACAAAUGCCCACAGUUCGAUGAUAUCAACGAACAGUCAUCCGUGAUCGGAGCGGAGGACUGUCUGUUUUUGAAUAUUUUCACUACAGUGAACAACUCGACUAGCCGAAAUGGUAGCGGUCAGCGCGUCUUGCUCCCAGUGAUGGUGUACAUCUUCGAUUCCGGCGAAGUUCAUGGCGUCGAUUUGCUUAUGGAAAAUGAUGUGAUCGUAGUAACGAUCAACUAUCGACUUGGGGUGUUUGGAUUUUUGAAGGAUGAAAAGCACAAUAUCAAGGGAAACUAUGGACUGAAGGAUCAACUCGUGGCUCUCCAGUGGAUACAGCGCUAUGUUAGAAAUUUUGGUGGCGAUCCCAAUCGUAUUACAGCGAUGGGACACAGUUCUGGCGCUGCCGACCUCUCCAAUCACCUGUAUAACGAUCGGGCUCGAGGAUUGUUUCAGGGAGCUAUUCUUCUGAGCGGCUCGAUGCUUGCACCUUGGGCGAUGCUGUACGAAGGCGAAGAGUGCAUGGAUAAUUAUGUGCGAGACCUCAACGUGUCGACACUGGAGGAGCUUCGUGAGAAAUCAUUUGAAGAGUUUUUCCUAAAGGAUGACGGAUUUCUUCACUGUUUUGCCUUCUCCAGUAUGUUCUAUCCAUGCUUCCUACCAACGCUAGAGGAUCACCCUGACGAUGAAGCGUCAUACUUCAAGCAGUCCCCUCACCAGUUCGUUCGAACGAAGGCUCCACAUCCGAUACCAAUGCUGAUCGGUGAAACCUCCACCGAGUAUGAGCUCAUGCUUAAGCAUGUGUCGGGCUUCUGGAUGAGUAAUAACUACCCCAACAAUCGACGUCAUGAGCACAUGCAGGAGAUUUCAAUAAUUUUCGAAAACAUUAGUAUCUGGAUGGUCUUGCAAGGAUUGGAAGACUCACAGCGUCAAUUCUAUCGCAAGAUGGCAAACAUGGCCAACAUGCAUUAUCCCAUCAAAAGGUGGCUGAAGGAGACGGUGCAAUUGUUGGACAACCAGCAGGUUUACUAUUUACGCUUCCAGUUCGACGGAAAGUUUGGAGAAUAUAAACACAAAAUAUAUGCUCACUACGUGGACAACUCGUUGUACGGAGCAAUUCACGGAGACGAUCUUAGCUACAUUUUUAGCCCUUAUAACCUGAAGGAGGCACUAGAGAAUCGGAGCGAAUUCCGCCGUGAGCUAUCGGUGCACCAAAAAACGGUAGAGUUGAUAACUAAUUUCGUGAAAUAUGGAAACCCAACACCGAAACGCAGUGAACUAUCUGAUCUUGUCUGGCCUUCGUACAGCGAGUCACGUAAUCAAACGCUGUACCUGAACAUAGACGACGAGUUUCAGGUGCGGGACGUCGAAGAUCGACGAAAUAUUUACUUCAUGAUCUGGCGAAUCAUUUAUGAAUGUUUUUACUACGCACAUUGCGAGGUUGUGACGAAACUACACCAGCUGGUGAGAUAUACGUUGUUGGCAACACUGUUCACAGGGAAUGAUACAAAUCUGCCUCAUUGA